Messenger RNA from Cryptococcus deneoformans JEC21, 2026 nucleotides. Its product is annotated as vacuolar protein, putative. Gene Ontology annotation, cellular component: cytosol. The coding region runs from base 24 to 1841 and encodes 605 amino acids. Gene Ontology annotation, biological process: nucleotide catabolic process. The transcript is spliced from 19 exons. NCBI's taxonomy places the organism in Eukaryota, Fungi, Basidiomycota, Tremellomycetes, Tremellales, Cryptococcaceae. Gene Ontology annotation, molecular function: hydrolase activity. The record is from RefSeq and is a predicted model, not a curated record.
CGCUUCUCUUGCCACCAAGCAGAAUGAGGUUCCCCCUCCUCCUCCCUUUCGCCGCUCUCGAGCUCCCGGUCCCCACCGCCCCCCUCGAGUGGAAGCAAGCGAACUUCCUCAGCAUCUCAGACAGCCACGGCUGGCUCCUCGGACACCAACAUUCAACAUGGCCUGAACCGAAUUACUCGGGAAAUUAUGGGUCGUUCGCAUCAUUCGUGAUCCACAUGCGCAAAAUAGCAGAUGAGAAGGGCGUUGACUUACUCCUGAUCGACGCAGGGGAUCAUCAUGACGGCUCAGGCCUGGUCUCAUCCUCACCGGACUCGGCAUCCUUGGCGGAGGACAUAUUCUCGAUGAUUUCAUACGAUGUCAUUACCAUCGGAAAUCAUGAGCUAUACCAUUAUGCGGACGCCCUCGAUAUCUAUGAGAACCACGAGCGAUGGGGUGGAAGGUACGUUACUUCCAAUGUAAAUAUUACGGUCAAGCGGGAAGGGGAAUGGCAAUCUGUCCCUAUUGGACAGACGCACCUAAAAUUCACGACGAAACAGGGCUAUAAUGUCACUGCCUUUGGUGUAAUAUUUGAUUUCAAGGCGCAUGACAAGGGUAUAACGGUCCAGAAACCUAGUAAGCUUGUGCAUGAACCUUGGUUCCAGGAAGCCAUUCGCGAUGCUCCGGACUAUUUUAUCCUCGCUGGUCAUAUGCCGGUACGAGGAGAAACCGCGGAGUUUGCACCUGUGUUUGAUGCUAUCCGCGAUAUCCAUCCACAAGUCCCUAUUUUCUUAUUUGGAGGGCAUACACAUGUUCGGGAUUGUGUCCAAUAUGACGAACGCUCUAUCGGAGUUGUCCCGGGGAAGUAUCUUGAAACAGUGGCUUUCACAUCGUCAUCAUUACCUUCUUCUUCGGGCGAUGAUAGGCCUCUAGACGUGGCUAGGAGGUAUUUGGACGCUAAUCCGACAUCCUAUCAAUGGCAUACAAAUCAAACAUCUUAUACUUUUGAUACGGAACAAGGGCUGCAUAUCUCUCUCACGCUUCAGCAUCUAGCCUCCUCUUUGAACAUCACUGAUCCUCUUGGUGUUUCUCCUCACGACUAUUAUCUCGCUCGUCAUCCUUGGGGUCAUCCACGCUCUGUACUGACCCUUUUCUCAGACAAAGUUUUACCCAAAACAGUUGUCGACCAUGAACGAGGGAAAGGGGAGCAAGGCAAGGAGAGGAUCAUCAUCGGCAAUGCCGGGAGUUUGAGGUUUGAUUUGUUCCAGGGGGUUUUCGAUAGAAACGACGAACUUACUGUUUCCCCUUUCACGUCUUCAUUUUUAUAUACUCGUCUACCGGCUUCACUAGCUCGAAACAUCACGGAUCAGAUGAACCGCGCUGGUGCAUCAAAAUUGAUGUCAAAGUCACCUGUGACACCUUACGAGGAGGAGCAGCGUGUGAAAAGGAUUCACGACAGGUGGUUGUAUGAACAGUGGCAAGCUUAUGAGCUCGAAAACGCAUACGAAGGCGACACUCAAAAGGUGAUGGUCGACAAAGGGAAAGACAAGCCUAGAACUUUGGGACAUGUCACCAAGGACAAAUGUCCUGGUACUGGCGAUGAUAUCGCGCACAUCCCUGUUCCAUUUUAUAGUGACCAGCCGGAUUUUAUAUCUUCCCCCUUCCCUUCAGUUGCGGAAGACGAAGAAAUUGAUGUUGUUUGCAUGGACUUUGCAUUGGAUGAUUUCCUCACUGCCGUCAACACCCUUGACCCAACACUUAAUUUAAAUGAGAGUGAGAUGAAGCCGUAUGCUAAAGGGCUACGUAUCAAUUCUGUCUUCGGGAAAUACGCCCAGAGAUACUGGGGAGCUGGAACUCAAGAGUGAAGUGGUUCGCUUUAUGUAGAAUCUGGAAUGAAGAGGGACGUGCUAUGCGUUCAAGAUCGCCUGUCCACAAUUCUACAAUUACCCGUAACAUAGCUGAUUACAUUUGUUGUCCCACGGACUGUCCUGCCUGACUCUUUUCCAUCAUCCUGGCAACCACGCUAUGCAACCCUUCCCAUCCCUCAAUC